This is a messenger RNA of Macrobrachium nipponense, 3842 nucleotides long. RefSeq names its product sphingosine-1-phosphate lyase-like (gene Sply). The record is from RefSeq and is a predicted model, not a curated record. The transcript has 15 exons. Gene Ontology annotation, cellular component: endoplasmic reticulum. NCBI's taxonomy places the organism in Eukaryota, Metazoa, Arthropoda, Malacostraca, Decapoda, Palaemonidae. Gene Ontology annotation, biological process: sphingolipid catabolic process; carboxylic acid metabolic process. The coding region runs from base 258 to 1934 and encodes 558 amino acids. Gene Ontology annotation, molecular function: sphinganine-1-phosphate aldolase activity; pyridoxal phosphate binding.
CUCCCGUUGUUUACAGUCCUUCCGAACUCGCGAGAGUCGUCGUGGGAACAUGAAAGUUCGGUUGUCAUUUAUUUGUUCGUUUAGCGAAAUAUUCGUCCCUUUACGACGGACUUCCGUCUCUGUCGCCAUCGACGUGAAAUUCGUUCAGGAAAAGACGCAUUGCCUUCAUCACAUGGUCUGCGAGUGACAGACAUCGCGUAACAGGGGAUCGCUCUCUAUGAAGUGUACUUAACAUCUAUAACAUAUUUCAUGAGACAAUGGAGGGGGUUCGAUAUUGCUUAAUGCAGUUGGAGGACUACAUCAAUGAAAUAUGUAAGGACACACCAAGUUGGGAAAUAAUACUUAAGACUGUUGGAGUGACACUGAUACUUGUUUGGUUGAAGGGCUUCUUGUUCCAAGAUGAAAGUUUGUUUACAAGAGGAAAGAAAACGGUCUUCAAGUUGGCUCGGAAAAUUCCAGCAGUCAGAAAUAAAAUAGAAAGUGAAGUUGCAAAGGUAUCUGUCUCAAUGAAUGAAACCAUGAAUAAGAGCAUUGAUUAUGCUCCAUACAUCACAAAAUUACCAGCAGAUGGAUGGAAAUAUGACCACGUUAUUGAUGAAGCUGCAAAAUAUACCAGAUAUGGUCAUUACAAUUGGAAAGAAGGUUGUGCCUCGGGAACUGUGUACAAUUACAAUAAAUCAUUAACAGACUUGACAACAGAAGUGUAUGGCUUAGCUGCAUGGUCUAAUCCACUCCAUGCUGAUGUUUUCCCUGGUGUGCGCAAAAUGGAAGCUGAGGUUGUAAGGAUGUGUUGUACAAUGUUUCAUGGUGAUGCUAAAAGUUGUGGCUGUAUUACAUCAGGGGGAACCGAAAGCAUAGUUUUAGCUUGCAAGGCGUAUCGUGAUUAUGCAAUUAAUGUGAAAGGAAUAAGAAAACCCGAAAUUCUUGUUCCUGUAACUGGACAUGCUGCAUUUGAUAAGGCUGCUCAGUUACUAGGAAUGGCAAUCAAACACGUACCUAUUGAUCCAGUGACCAUGAAAGUAGAUAUUUCAAUUAUGAAGAAAAUGAUAAGUUCCAGAACUUGCAUGCUUGCAGGUUCUGCUCCUCAGUUUCCUCAUGGUGUUAUUGAUCCCAUUGAAGAAAUUGCAUCCCUGGGUGUUCAGUAUGACAUUCCUGUUCAUGUAGAUGCUUGCCUUGGAGGCUUUCUCAUUGCAUUCAUGGAAGAGGCAGGCUAUCCUUUGGCACCUUUUGAUUUUAGAGUGGAAGGCAUCACUAGCAUAUCAGCAGACACACACAAGUAUGGUUAUGCUCCCAAAGGUACUUCAGUAAUUUUAUACAGUGAUCCAAAGUUUCGUCAUCACCAGUUCUUUGUAACUCCUGACUGGCCUGGUGGUAUAUAUGCAACUGCUACUAUUGCAGGUUCUCGUUCAGGCGGUAUCAUUGCAUCAUGCUGGGCAGCUAUGGUUUAUCAUGGUCUUAGCGGUUAUGUUGAACUUACCCGCAAAAUUGUGGAAACUGCUCAGAGGAUAUCGAAGGAGUGCAGUAACAUUCCAGGGAUUUUUGUUUAUGGAAACCCUGAAGUUUCAGUGGUUUCUUUUGGAUCUGAAAAGUUUAGUAUAUACACACUUGCUGAUGCCAUGAACAAAAGAGGAUGGAAUCUGAAUUCUUUACAGUAUCCAGCUAGUGUCCACAUAGCAGUCACUGUUUUGCACACACAGCCUGGAAUUGCUGAUAAAUUCAUAAGUGACAUGAAGGAAAUUACACAGGAUUUGAUUGAGUCUCCACCAAAGGUGGAAGGUGAAAGUGCUGCUAUGUAUGGAAUGGCUGCUAGCAUCCCAGAUCGUUCAGUGAUAGGUGAAAUUGCAUGGGUCUACCUGGAUGCUGUCUACUCAACCAUAGGGGCCAAGAAACAGGAGCCUGUAGUGAGCAACGGUAUAAAGAAUCCUGAAGAAUAAAGAGAUUGUUAUUUCAUAUCUCUUAAAAUAAACCAUCUUUCUGUACAUUUGUGUUGUCCUUAUGUAUUAUAUAUAGUUAUGGCAGAAUGCUAUAUAAAAUUAUCAUGCAUGAAGCAGUUUUUUGGUAUGUAGUUUGCAGCUGUUAUGGGAACAUGUUCUAUAUGCUCCUUUUAAGGCUUCCUCUAAAUGAGAAUUUUUCUGGAUUAGCUGAUAGUGCAAAACAGUGAUAAAAUUUGUGAAUAAUUGUGGCUGUUGUUGUACAGUAAUAUGUUUGCACACAUACAUAUGCCGAGUGAAUUGCUGGCCAAAGAUAUAUUUUUGAGCAACAAAUAAAAUUUCUUGAAACAUGUUGCAUUAACCCAAGAAUUUGGUGUUUCUCAAGUAACAAUUCAGCUUCAAGUACUUACCACAUUUUUAAGAAAAAGUAAACUGUAGUUUUAAAAAAUGUUUACCACUAAUUAUGUUAUUAUCCUAAUUUUUUUUGCUUUUAAGUAACUCCUUAGUAUGGAAAAUAUUUUUCAUCUGUUUGACUACAAAGCUAUUGUCAUGAUGUAAAAUACUUGUAAAUCAAAGUACGUAUAGAACUUUUCUAGCAUAAUCCAAUUCUUGAUAUAAUUCAAGUAAACUAGAGGGCUUUUCAUUAAUGUGUAUGUAUAGUCUGUUUGCUUUAAAUGAAUUUAUACUUUGUAACCUUCUUUGAGAACAUUGAAUAUAGCAUAUUAUUAUGUGACCAGCCAAGUGAUUGUUGAUUAAACUUAUUUGAAAAUGAAGGUGCAGACACCACCCUACUUACAAACAUUUCACUUACAAACUUCAGAGAUACAAACAAACAGGAUCGCAAAUUAAAAUUGCGUUCAGAGCGCUCGCCUUUGCCACCUGUAAGUUCAAAAUUGGUUUUGUGUGCCUAUUCUGUACACAUUAAUGUAUGUACAGUGUAUUGUGUUUUAGGAUGAAAUAGCAUACAGUAGGUAUUGAUUUUAUAUCAUAAUGUACGUAAAUAGGCAUGAAGAGUAGUACAGUAACCAAAUUGUAAACAAUUCAACAUACAAACAGCCGUCCAGAACCUAACUCAUUUCUCAUUUGUAAGGGUAGUGUCUGUAUAUACUGUUUAUUUUGGUAUGCUAGACAUUCAGUAAAUGCAUAAAUAGAGAAAUAUUUCUUUUUUCAAUUAGUCUACAUGUCAGAGGACACAUUCUCAGAAGUAACAGAUGUGAAUAUAUCGUCACACUAAUUUUUUAUUUUAACUUCAGAGCAGUUUCCUGAGAGGUCACAUUACUUAAGUAAGUUUGCCCUGGAUUUAGCACAAAUGUAAUUUUAUCAUGAAUAACAAUCUUGCAAUUACAAUUUUUCUUUUAGCAUCCAGUAAUAAAGUCAAUUACCAUAAUUUGUUAGUUUCUUAUUGAAAAGAUGUCCGUCCAUUGUUGUAGAUUCUUUUCAACUGGACUAAAAUAGAAAAUUUGGUGUUUACCUAUAUAUAGGAAGUGCUGGACAUAAGAUAACUGUUAGAAAUUUGUUAUUGAUUGUUUACAAAAAAAGAAAGCACAAACUAGUUAAAAUACUUAGCUAAAAUUUAGGUUUUAUAUUUUCUCUGAAAUGUACUUUCUAGAGGUAUACAAACUAUUAGGAAUAUGCACAUAAGCUUAUGAUUUUGUUGCUUUUGUAAAAUAUGAGGAUAGUUUCUUUCAAAAAUUACACUUGAGAUAUGAUGAGCUGAUGUAAAGUUUAUAAAAACCAAAAGGAAAAGGACUUCAGAUAGAAACAUUCCUAAAUCAUUCAGGUGCUGAGGCAUUGACUGCAGAUGUUAUUACAUGGGUAUCAUUUCCUUGACUGUUUCAUGUCCAUUUUCAAAAAUGCUCAGAAUCUGCAUUGGAGCUUUUAAAUCUCUAAAUAUAUGUAUUGGUAAAAGAA